Molecule: messenger RNA, 2289 nt
Organism: Ectocarpus siliculosus
Lineage: Eukaryota; Phaeophyceae; Ectocarpales; Ectocarpaceae
Source: the annotation of a GenBank genome assembly
AUGGGAGAGAUGGAGGCUCCAGCUCCGUUGGCGAAGAAAACGACAACCUCUAUGUCCAGAAGACUUUGCGGGUACAGCGUACAGCAGCUGUCAUUCGGCAUUCGUGACACGCGCGCAUUCCCUCCCUCUUCGCUCCGCAUCAGGGAACCAAAAAAAAAAAAAAAACGCGGGACUGGUACACACCGCCGUAGAUUGCAAGCCCAGCAAGGGCUACUGCUGUACACCCCAGCAGAAAUCAUGUCUCAGGAGUCUUCCGCACCAGGGGUCGAUGAUCCUGCACGGCACCACGGCCCUGGACAGAGGGGGGAGGAGGAGGACGAAGAAAGCGACGAAGUAAUAUUUUCGUGCCGGCUGGACAACGCAAAGUCGAUCACCACAAUCCUCUCCUGCCUUAGCCACGGAACCCGCAAGGACCAGCAGGCCCAGUGCGAAGUGACGAAGGAGUCGAUGACCCUCGUGGUUUCGGGAAGAGCCAAGUACACCCAGGCGCAGGGGUCCCUAGACAGCAGCCUGUUCCAGGAGUACGACUGCGUCGAGGGCGCCAAGUUCGGCAUCAACCUCACCACGCUGCUGGAGUGCCUGCAGAUCUUCGGUCCCGGCUCUCUCGCCCAGACGAGCGUCAGCAUGGCGUACCAGGAGGCUAGAGCGACGUUCCGCCUUACCCUGGAAGAGGGCGGGGUGUUCACGAGCUGCGAGAUAAGAACCAUCCACCAGGACGAGGAAGCCAUGGAAUUCUCGACCCUAGCCAAGGCGUUCGGCAGGAGCAAAGAGGUCUGCCGCUGCAUCCUCAAGUCAGAAAUUCUCAAGGAAGCGUUUCAAGAGCUGGCCGACUUGAACGGCGCUACGAGCGUAUCGGUGACCUUCGGGCAGGAGGCUCCGCAUCUUCAGCUCUCCGCCAAGGGCUCCAACGGCUCCAGCGAGAUCGACUUCCCGAAGAGCUCGGAGGCCUUCGUGUGCUUCGAAUGCACCGCGAGGAGGGUAUCGUGGACCUACCUCAUGACCGGCAUGGAGACCGGCAUGCGUGCUCUAGGGCACGCCAACGAGACGUACUUCAGAGUCAACGAGGAGGGCAUCCUCUGCAUACAACAUCAGAUCCCCAUGAGCAUGGGGCAGACCAGUUUCGUGGACGUGUUGCUGUGCCCGGACAUCCAAGAAAUGGACAUGGACGAAGAGCAGGAGGAGGAGGAGGAGGAAGACCAAGACGGGAGACAUACCAUGGAAGAAUAGGGAAGUGGGCUUGUCUGAUUUGCUGCGUUAUUGUGGCGAACCCUUGCAGACACCAGUAGCAGCAGUAGCAGCAGCAGCAGCAGUAGCAGCAGCAGUGUUCAGACUUCUCCACCCAAGAUUGUGGGCCCCAUGCUGCAUGUGAAAAGACCGUGCAUUGGUCACACGCCAAAUCGGCGUUGCAUUUGCCAUACGAUCAUGAGAGCUAGCACCACUGUUGUGGUGACACAGAGAUCGGUAGCUGCACUUUUUGACGAACCGUUCGGUGAUUCCGGUGGAGAAGCCUUGUUUCGUGCGUGCGUACAACACUCCCCGGCUUCUGCGCGUGAAUCCUAAAAGUUGUUUGCUCGUUUAGCUGGGAGCUGUGGAAGGGAAUGAUUUCCCCUUCCCUGUCUCUCUCUCCCGCUUCCCCCAGGCGGUGUCGGGUUGUGUUCCCUCGUUGUAAAUAAACCGAUCAUGGCCAAUAGGCUUAGUCUACAGUGGUGUCAAAUGGAAGAUACGCAAGGGGAUGCUAGAGUAUUGUCCCUGACCGGGCAAUCCCUCCCCGCUUCGGGGCAAGCAUAUCUGACGAUCCCAAAGCUGUUUUGACUGUUUAGAGAUGAGCGCAUAAUGGGAGCAUACGUGCCAGUCACUGCUGCUCCGUCCGUCUGCCCUCUCUGUAGCAUGAAGAUUGGUGGCCGGAGAGGUUGGCUCUCUGGCAUUAAGGUUGCCAUGUCAUCGUACCCGUUGACAAUCCCGUCUGGAACCUGAGCGCUGCUCCAUGCCAACCACGGCAGGAGACACCUCCAGCGUUUGCGCGCUGCUGUGGGGUUUGGGCGGGUUUAGGUCGUUCACUUUUUUUUUUUUUGCGAGGAAGAGAUGUGGCGGGGGUUGUUCGCGUCCCCGAUGUAUGUGCGUGUCUGUUCUUGUUUUGCUAGGGUAUUUGUCUGUUUCUUUGUUGGUUAAGGACUGGCGAAACGCUUGUAGCAAGGAAGGGUGUUUGCUGUGACUGUUCUUCUCAUCCGUGGGGGCCCGGCGGGGAGAGAGGGUUAUCCUGCCCUUGCCCCAGCCAGUCAAGGUGGAAUG